Messenger RNA from Syzygium oleosum, 1436 nucleotides. RefSeq names its product 3-ketoacyl-CoA synthase 11-like. The record is from RefSeq and is a predicted model, not a curated record. NCBI's taxonomy places the organism in Eukaryota, Viridiplantae, Streptophyta, Magnoliopsida, Myrtales, Myrtaceae. The transcript is spliced from 2 exons. Gene Ontology annotation, biological process: fatty acid biosynthetic process. Gene Ontology annotation, molecular function: acyltransferase activity, transferring groups other than amino-acyl groups. Bases 1 to 1149 code for a protein of 382 amino acids. Gene Ontology annotation, cellular component: membrane.
AUGAAUGUAAAAGAUAUAGAUGAAAAUUACUUCAGAAAUCUAAAAACGAACGAGCCAUCGAAAAAAGUCUUCAAUUACAUUCAGUUCGACGAGCACAUAUUUCCUCCGAACCCCAGUAUGGCAGAAGCGAGAAAGGAGGCCGAGAUGGUUAUGCUUGGCGCUCUUGAUCAACUGUUUGAGAAGACAUCUUUGAAACCAAAAGACAUGGGGAUCCUCAUUGUCAAUUGUAGCUUGUUCAACCCAACCCCAUCUCUAUCUUCAAUGGUCAUCAAUCGCUACAAGUUGAGAGGGAAUAUCAUCAGCUAUAACCUCGGUGGAAUGGGAUGCAGCGCUGGUUUGAUUUCGAUUGAUCUGGCCAAGGACCUCCUCCAAGUGCAUCCAAAUUCUUAUGCCUCGGUCAUUAGCAUGGAGAACAUAACUCUAAACUGGUACUUUGGAAAUGAGAGAUCGAUGCUCGUGUCGAAUUGCUUAUUCAGGAUGGGAGGAGCUGCAAUUUUGCUAUCCAACAAAAGAUCUGACUGCUGGUGCUGCAAGUACAAAUUGGUGCACCCUGUUCGGACCCACAAAGGCGCAGACGAUAAGAGCUUCUCUUGUGUAACUCAGAAGGAGGAUCCUACGGGAAGGAUCGGAGUUUCUCUAUCCAGGGAUUUGAUGGCAGUGGCUGGAGAUGCCCUGAAGACAAACAUUACAACAUUGGGUCCUCUUGUGUUGCCUAUGUCCGAACAGUUGCUGUUCUUCGCGACUCUGGUCGGAAAGAAGCUUUUCAAGAUGAAAUUGAAGCCAUACAUCCCAGAUUUCAAAUUAGCCUUCGAGCAUUUCUGUAUUCAUGCUGGAGGAAGAGCAGUGCUCGAUGAACUAGAGAAGAAUCUGCAGCUUUCGGAUUGGCACAUGGAACCUUCGAGUAUGACGCCUAAUCGGUUCAGCAACACAUCGAGCAGCUCUCUUUGGUAUGAACUCGCUUACAGUGAAGCCAAAGGAAGGAUCAAGAAAGUUGACAGGACAUGGCAGAUAGCUUUUGGUUCGGGAUUUAAGUGCAACAGCGCUGUUUGGAAGGCUCUUCGCACCAUGAAUCCCGCAAAAGAGAAGAAUCCAUGGAUGGACGAGAUCCCUCAGUUUCCAGUGGAGGUCCCGAAGGUCUCGGCCAUCUAGAGUUCAAAGGUAACUUCAUUUGUUUCUAGCCUAGUGUAAGUUUGCUAAUUUCAGUAGUUAACUGGGAAAGAGUUUGAGAUGCCAUUCUUUUAGCUUGAUAUUGGAGAGAUGGAAGUAGAUUAUUGAACCCUCUGGAUAUUGGAUGUUAUAGCUAGAGCUGGACUCUGGGAAAUGUAUGGUGGCUUUGGAGUUUGAUUCCAAUAUCCAUUGUUCAUUCCCUUUUGGCAUCUCUUACCAAUCUGUAUUCUGAACCUUCUUUGGAGUCCUGAAUGUUUGACUGAUCAUUA